Molecule: messenger RNA, 3360 nt
Organism: Pygocentrus nattereri (red-bellied piranha)
Lineage: Eukaryota; Metazoa; Chordata; Actinopteri; Characiformes; Serrasalmidae
Exons: 2
Coding region: 1440-2255 (271 amino acids)
Molecular function (GO): metalloendopeptidase activity
Source: RefSeq, a predicted model, not a curated record
UUUUGUUCAGUAUAAAUGAUGUUUGUUUUUUUGUUUUUUUAAGUUUAAAACAUGAUUAAUAGAUUGAAUAACCUAUCUCACCUUUCACCUCUGGACCCAUCUGUUCUGUUCCUAAAUUCCUCUCAUGCUUUUUUGUGAUGUUUCUUUUGUUUCAAGGUUUCAAAACAAAAAAGGAGAGUGAAAAAAUAAUCAAAGAAUUGAAGAAAAAUAAAUACCUGUGGAAGAAAAGUAUGCUCAUACAUAUCAAUAAGUGUUGUACCAUUGGUGUACAUACAAUUAUGAUAACUAAUAAAUGUUGAUUCAUAACUAAUUCUGAUCUUUCUUUGUUUCUCACAACAGAAUAGUGGACAAUGGAAAAUAACAGGUCAUUACAGAAAAACAGGACACUAGCAUCGUUUAAACUGAGCCGUUAUGCAAUCAGCACAUACGUGUGGAGAUUGCAGAGAGAUGCCAGGUAGUUAGAAGCUAAUUGCUGUAAAGUGAUCUUUACAAUAAAGCAAUAAAAAAAUGAAUGCCCCCUGUUAAAGAAAUAAGGCAGGAGAGGCCAACAAAUCAAAUAGUUGUUUUUUUCAAAAAGCCAAGAAAUUUAAAAACUUCCAAAAUAGUAACACUAUUAUUGCUAUUGGAAAUAGUCUGUUAAAUGUUGCCAAUAAUUAAAGCUAAUUACAUAAUAUCUACACCAGUUUUAUAUAUAUAUAUACCAAGUGACUUCACUUAAUUUCAACCAAGACAGCACCAAAUGCAGUGAUAAAGGGGCACACAUGAGAUUAAACCAUCCUUAAUUUUGAUUUGCCUAAAUUUUGAGAUGCUGCAGAUUGUAGUCACAUGAUAAAUAUCUGUAGAUUAUAUCAAGUAACAUCAGGUCUGUAGCUUAACAAAUGAUUACAGCUGACUGAUGUUUCAACAUAUUUUACCAUCAGCCUAUCACACAUAAUGAAACUCAGGGAAGGUCAGAGUGAUGUAUUGAGAAAAUCAUUACUGCAGUCAGAAUUCUUUGAAAAUGGAUCACUUUCAUUUCUUUGAAACCGGACCCAGUGUUCAUGGGAAGAAGUAGGAAGUUUUGUUGUUCCUGUUUUCUUUUUUUAAUGUGUUGGAAAGUUGAAUCAUGUUGAAGCUGUUAUUUUGUGUGGUCUCGUGUUCAAAGCUACUGCUCUUCUGUUUAAUAGCAUCGAUUUCAUGUUCAGGAAUAGCUGAGUGAAGUUGAGUAAUAACUCUUUUUUCUCAACAGUCUGUAAGAGCACGUGAUUCCAUCUAAAAAAAAUAAAAGUCCACACUGUGUAACUACAGCUAAACUAGAACAAACAAGGCAUGUUAGUGGUCAUGGAAAGUUUAACUUUUACUUUCAUGUUACAUAAGUACAUAGACAGCAAAAGGACAGAACGACAACAGCUGCAUUGUUCUCAUCUGAAGCUCUUUACUCAGAGGGUCAUUUACAAAAGAUGUCCGACUUUGUUGUUGAUCUUGUUGGGGAAAAGAAGAGGAUUGCAGAGGAAGCAAAAAAGGCUGCAUCUGAAAUAGUGCAGGAUGCGAUUGAUAAACAGUGUUAUGGCUUUCCAGUCAGCUUCUACUACACUUGUUCAGAGCCAGUCGACUCCUACACUUUCUGCUGCAUUCCCACCGAAGAGUUUCUGCAGGAACUUCUAACAAAGCUUAAUGGAGUAAGUUUCAAAGAGGACACAGACCCUGAAAUGAGAGAAACCUUCGCCUAUGUCACUCCAUAUGAAAAGGAUCAUACAGUUUAUUUGUGUAAGAUGUUCUGGAGUGCACCCGACAUACUGCACAUAGACUCAAAGCCUGGAACAUUAAUCCAUGAGGUUUCUCAUCUGCUGGGCACUAUCGAUGUCUCCUAUGAACACCUGACUGUAGAGUUAUAUGAAGCCUAUGGGACACUGCUGGGCAAGUCACAGUGUGUAAAAGAUGACGAUGGAAAAGGGUACUGUAGAGAAGAAGUGUUCCAGGUGAAUGCCAACUGCCUUGAGCAUGAGUUUGAGACCAUCAUCAAUCAUGAGCAAGAGUACUCUAAUGGAAGAUACCAGUGCUGUGGAGAAACUAAGAAACAUUCAGUCUGCAAACAUCGCUCAACAGACCAUUACUCUCUACAUAAAAGAUUUGAAGGGCAAAGGGCUGAGAUGGAGCGUAAGCUGGCCAAGUUCUGGGAAGGGAGAAAAGAUCACGCAACCACUGAGGGAAAGAGGGUAAGAUAUGUGAAGAGGAAGAACAAAGCCUGUGAAGUGAUUCCUGUUUCUGGGCCCUGAAAGCUUCCAGAGAACAAUCGUGAUACUACAUAUUAAAUGAUAAUGUACCAUAUAACCAUGUCACAUGAUAUAAUCUUAAGUGAUUGAUUUCAAACAGGACAUUAUGUAAAAAUUAGAGUAAUGUUGCUUAUUGCUGUUGAGUUAGAUUACCUAGCUAGUUAGCUGGCUAGCUAAUAUUAAUGUUCACAUGAAGGCUCCUUGUCCCAGUGUUUGUUCUGCCAUGGUGCCUUGCUUUAGUGAUCUACUUAUUCAUGUUACUCUCUUGACAUAAAUAUAAUACAUAUUUAACACAUCUCAGAUUUUAUAUGAUUUUAUAUAAGCAUAAUAAUACAAGAAUAUUACUAGUGAUCUUGCUAGUUAGAAGAACAAUUAAUGUUGCAGACCACUUUGUUUAUUUUUGAAUUGCUUUGUGUAACUUAACUCUAAGUUGCAUGAAACUUUUGCUGCAUGUUACUCUCAACCUGUAACUAUUUGCAUAAAACUUUGACCAUGUAAAGCCAGCCAUAAAACCAUAUUGCUUUAUGCUUGACUUUGUUCUGGAAUGUUCUACAAUAAAAACUUUUUAUAGUCUGGGUCUGUGUCACACCUUGUAUGGACUCUCCUAGUCUUAUGGAUUACAUUUCUCAAGACACAUCAUGGACUACAUUACCCAGGAGUCAAGCGGUGAUCAUGUGAUCAGUGACGAUCAGCCUUGCACCUAUCGGUGCUCUCAGUCACCAGAAUAUUGAAUGGUCUCACCUGUCAUAAGACUAGUUUAGUGUAGUAUAUAAGCCUGGGCUUUAGAAAGGGUUCUUUAGAAAGGGUUCUCGUGGUAUUGCUUCUUUAGAGAACUUAAUGAGCAUUUAUUCUGAUUGCUAUACUCUGUUUGUUGAUGCUGAUUUCGACUCUGCUUUUUGACUGACCCUUUUUGUACCUUUGUUGGGUUAUGGAUUGGUAAUUUUGAACCGUGUGGCUUGCUAUUUCGACCUUGUCUUUUGUAUUGCACUCUGGAUAUUGUUUGCCUUGUGAUAUGAUGACAUUUGUGAUCAUCUAUCAAUCCUGGUUUUGACCUACACCUGUACUUGGACUAUGACUCUGCCUUGUGUUAAUAAAGCCACUAUUCUCA